This is a messenger RNA of Penicillium samsonianum, 750 nucleotides long. RefSeq lists its product as uncharacterized. The transcript is spliced from 3 exons. Gene Ontology annotation, molecular function: oxidoreductase activity. The record is from RefSeq and is a predicted model, not a curated record. The coding region runs from base 1 to 750 and encodes 249 amino acids. NCBI's taxonomy places the organism in Eukaryota, Fungi, Ascomycota, Eurotiomycetes, Eurotiales, Aspergillaceae.
AUGACAGCCUUUUUGCUCGCCGAGGUGCUCCGACAGGCAAAUGUCCCAGCUGGUGUGAUGAACAUUGUCUUGAGAUCCCUGAUUGUCCAGGCUUCGGACCAUGAACACAUUGUUUUCGGAGAUGGACUCGACACUGGCUCCACCCUUGUGAGCUCGCCUCUUGUGCGAGGGGGUUCGUUCUCUGGAGGGGCCAAGACCGGAAUUCAGAUUCGAAAUGACUACGAGAAGUUCAUGGGCUGGGUCAAGAAAAAACUCAGUCGCCUGCAACACACAAUUGUUUCUGCCCAGGCGGAAUACGAGAAAGUCCAACAACAGGCUGUGAAGGAAGCCACCGAUGCACUUGAAGCUCACCGAGCUCGUGCCAUUACCGAAGUACCCGAGACUGCUGAAGUCAAACACUCCGCUGAACUAAUGCAAACCAUGUACGGCGAGUUAAGGGAACAACAUAAUCGUGUGGUUGAAGAGGCAAAGGAUUACGCCAAUGCGGUGCGCCGCCUCCAACUUGACAGACCAACUCACGCGUGCCCUGAGAUACUUGCUUACAUUGAAACCUCUAACCGAAACCAAUCCAAUCGAUCUGUCUUUGCUGUUAAGAGUGUUGAAGGUGACAUUGAGCCCCGAAUCAGCAGCAAGUCGACCUACCUCCCAGAUCUAGAAAGGCUCGACUAUGGACUCGACCCUCCCUUUGAGAGCUGGGUCAUUGAUAUGCGCGGCAAGCUUCUGUUUAACGCGGAUCACUACCCCACAUAG